CACGCCGGAGAGAACAGAACUAGGAAGAGUGAACACAUUUUUUAGGAGCUCAGCGCACACAAAGCAGCGAUGCAACAGAUGUGUGCCGGCUAUUAGGUGGGAUCUUUUUGUCCAUUUAUUGGAGAAAAAAAUUGGAGGGGAAUGGCAUGUCUUAUGGCAGCCUUUUCUGUUAAUAACGCCAGUGUCACUAACUCCAUUAUAAUGAACACCAAUGGGCCUCCUGAUCUGAUGCUGGACUCCAGAACUGUAUGUGUAUCUAUCGAUGAUGAGGUGGAAUCAAAUCAUGUGAGAAGUCAACAGACUCCAUUAUUACAUGGGCAUCUGAAGAAAGUGGAGAACAGUCUAACUGAAGCCCAACGUUUUUCCUACCUGCCACGUCGACCAGCAGUUAACAUUGAAUUCAAAGAUGUCUGCUACUCAGUUCCCGAGGGACCAUGGUGGGGAAAGAAAGGUUACAAGACCCUGCUGAAAGGGAUCUCUGGGAAAUUUACCAGCGGCGGCCUGGUGGCCAUCAUGGGUCCCUCAGGAGCUGGGAAAUCUACGCUGAUGAAUAUUCUGGCCGGCUACAGGGAGACAGGGAUGAAGGGGGAGAUCUUGAUCAAUGGAAAGCCUCGUGACCUGCGCUCUUUCAGGAAGGUCUCGUGCUACAUCAUGCAGGAUGACAUGCUUCUGCCUCACCUCACAGUACAGGAGGCCAUGAUGGUGUCUGCUAAUCUGAAGCUCCAGGAAAAGGAUGAGGGCAAGAGAGACAUGGUGAGGGAGAUCCUGAUGGCCCUGGGCCUCCUUGAGUGUGCGAAAACCCGAACGUCACAUCUUUCAGGGGGGCAGAGAAAAAGGCUGGCCAUCGCCCUGGAGCUUGUCAACAACCCUCCCAUCAUGUUCUUUGACGAGCCCACCAGUGGCCUGGACAGUUCCUCCUGCUUCCAGGUGUUGUCUCUGCUGAAGGCCCUGGCGCAUGGUGGCCGCACCGUCAUCUGCACCAUCCACCAGCCCAGCGCCAAGCUCUUUGAGCUCUUCAACAAGCUGUAUGUCCUUAGCCAGGGUCAGUGUAUCUACAGAGGGAAAGUGCCUAACCUGGUCCCCUACCUUAGAGAGCUGGGGCUCAACUGCCCAACGUAUCACAACCCUGCAGACUUUGUGAUGGAGGUGGCGUCUGGGGAGUACGGAGAUCAGACGGCUCAUCUGGUGAAGGCCGUGCAGGAGGGGAAAUGUGAGCAGGUCUACAAGACAGACAUGAACGAUGGACCCCUCAACCCUUUCCUGUGGCACAAAUCUUCUGAGGAGGACUCCUCUUCCGGUGAGGGCUGCCACAGUUUCUCUGCCAGUUGUCUGACUCAGUUCUGCAUCCUGUUCAAAAGGACGUUUCAAUGCAUCAUUAGAGAUACGGUGCUGACUCACCUAAGAAUCACCUCUCACAUUGGGAUUGGGAUUCUGAUUGGCCUGCUCUACCUGGGCAUCGGCAACGACGCCAAGAAAGUGCUCAGCAACUCCGGCUUCCUCUUCUUCUCCAUGCUCUUCCUCAUGUUUGCUGCUCUCAUGCCUACUGUUCUGACGUUCCCUUUGGAGAUGGGAGUGUUCCUAAGAGAGCACUUGAACUACUGGUACAGCCUGAAGGCUUACUAUCUGGCCAAGACUAUGGCGGACCUCCCCUUCCAGAUAGUGUUCCCAGUCGCCUACUGCAGCAUCGUCUAUUGGAUGACGUCCCAGCCGCCUGACGCUGUGCGUUUCAUCCUUUUCUUGGCCCUGGGAGUCCUCACCUCUCUUGUGGCCCAGUCUCUGGGCCUGCUGAUAGGAGCGGCUUCCACCUCGCUACAGGUUGCCACGUUUGUAGGUCCGGUGACUGCCAUACCCGUACUGCUUUUCUCUGGCUUCUUUGUCAGUUUUGACACAAUUCCGUGGUAUCUUCAGUGGAUGUCAUACAUUUCAUAUGUCAGGUAUGGCUUUGAAGGUGUCAUCCUCUCCAUCUAUGGGCUGGACCGGGAGGACCUCCACUGCGACAUGGAUGAAACAUGCCACUUCCAGAAGUCGGAGGCCAUCUUGAAAGAGCUUGACGUGGAAGAUGCCAAACUUUACCUUGACUUCAUAGUGCUCGGCAUGUUCUUUGUGACCCUCCGCCUCCUUGCGUACUUUGUGCUGCGCUAUAAGAUCAGUGCAGAGAGGUAGACUGGGGAGUGGGGGUAGGAGGAAGAAGGCCCAGAUCGAUUGCAAGCUGGAAUACCGCUUCUAGAAACCUCCAGGCAGUGGCCCAGAAAUACACCAUGCACACCAAACUUUUGGCAAAAGACUACAGAAUAUAGACGCCUGUUGUGUGAAACUGUGCAUGCAGUAUGAAUCUACUUUGUUUAGACGGACAAAUAUGGCAGAGAGGAGCUCAGUGCCUAAGGCCAUAGAUGAUUCCCAAUAUUACAAGAACAUUCUUGUUUAAAAACCAAAACCAUUGGCGUAUUGAAGGCAAGGCUCCUGUCACAGUAGGAAUCUAGAUGUAAUCGCAGUAUUUCUUUGUGCAAGAGAACCAACUGUAAGUAAUGUAAGAGUUUGUUGUUGAUAGGCUCUUGUCUAGUCUGUAGUUUCCAGACUGGUUUGUAUGACCACUGUGUGAAACCAAUUAAAUGAAAUAGCUUGGUGGAAGGACAAUGGGAAGGCAGGGCCACACUUAAACAGGA
Messenger RNA from Coregonus clupeaformis (lake whitefish), 2663 nucleotides. RefSeq names its product ATP-binding cassette sub-family G member 1-like. The transcript is spliced from 15 exons. Bases 142 to 2163 code for a protein of 673 amino acids. Gene Ontology annotation, molecular function: ATP binding; ATP hydrolysis activity; ABC-type sterol transporter activity. Gene Ontology annotation, cellular component: plasma membrane. Gene Ontology annotation, biological process: cholesterol homeostasis. The record is from RefSeq and is a predicted model, not a curated record. Lineage: Eukaryota; Metazoa; Chordata; Actinopteri; Salmoniformes; Salmonidae.